GGUGUUUCUCUGCUAUGGAUCAGUGUGAGGACAGAGAGGAGGGAGUCCCUCCCUCUAAAAGCUCUCUGUGUGGGGAACAUGACAGCCAGACCAAAGCUCAGAGGAUGCAGCAGCAGAGAGCAGACUCUCCUGAACCCAGCUGUGUGUCCAUGAAGAGUGACCGGUCUAUGGAUCAUCCUCCUAUUAAGUUUAAAGAUGGACAACCUUUUGAUGGAAGAUUUCAUCAGCAGAGCUCAGAGGUUCCCAGUGAUCAGUCUGCACAGCAGCAUCAAACACAGCUGGACGCCAUAUUUAUGCUGCUGGAGGAGAACAUCGUCACUUUUGUGAAGAACGAGCUGAAGAGAGUCCAGAGGGGUCUGAGUCCAGAUGACCCAGGAUGCUUAGAGAGUCAGAGUGAUGAUGAGGAGGUGUUGGACGGUGAGGAGGAAGAGCAGAGGAGGAGCAGCAGAGAGGCAUUUCUGAAGAUCACAGUGCACUUCCUGAGGAGAAUGAAGCAGGAGGAGCUGGCUGAUCGUCUGCAAAGCAGAGCUCGUGCUGCAAAGUGUCGACUUAAACUCAAGUCUAACCUGCAGGAGAAGUUCCAGUGUGUGUUUGAGGGGAUCGCUAAAGCAGGAAACCCAACUCUUCUGAAUCAGAUCUACACACCGCUCUACAUCACAGAGGGAGGGACUGCAGAGGUCAAUGAUGAACAUGAGAUCAGACAGAUUGAAACAGCAUCCAGGAAACCAGACAGACCAGAAACAACAAUCAGACAAGAAGACAUCUUUAAAGUCUCACCUGGAAGAGAUGAACCAAUCAGAACAGUGAUGACAAAGGGAGUGGCUGGCAUUGGGAAAACAGUCUUAACACAGAAGUUCACUCUGGACUGGGCUGAAGACAAAGCCAACCAGGACAUACACUUCACAUUUCCAUUCACUUUCAGAGAGCUGAAUGUGCUGAAAGAGAAAAAGUACAGCUUGGUGGAACUUGUUCAUCACUUCUUUACUGAAACCAAAGAAGCAGGAAUCUGCAGGUUUGAAGAGUUCCCGGUUGUGUUCAUCUUUGACGGUCUGGAUGAGUGUCGACUUCCUCUGGACUUCCACAACACUGAGAUCCUGACUGAUGUUACAGAGUCCACCUCAGUGGAUGUGCUGCUGACAAACCUCAUCGGGGGGAAACUGCUUCCCUCUGCUCGCCUCUGGAUAACCACACGACCUGCAGCAGCCAAUCAGAUCCCUCCUGAGUGUGUCGACAUGAUGACAGAGGUCAGAGGGUUCACUGACCCACAGAAGGAGGAGUACUUCAGGAAGAGAUUCAGAGAUAAGAAGCAGGCCAGAGCCAUCAUCUCCCACAUCAAGACAUCACGAAGCCUCCACAUCAUGUGCCACAUCCCAGUCUUCUGCUGGAUCACUGCUACAGUUCUGGAGGAUGUGUUGAAAAGCAGACAGAGAGGAAAGCUGCCCAAGACCCUGACUGAGAUGUACAUCCACUUCCUGGUGGUUCAGACCAAACUGAAGAACAUCAAGUAUGAUGGAGGAGCUGAGACAGAUCCACACUGGAGUCCAGAGAGCAAUAAGAUGAUUGAGUCUCUGGGAAAACUGGCUUUCGAGCAGCUGCAGAAAGGCAACCUGAUCUUCUAUGAAUCAGACCUGACAGAGUGUGGUAUCGAUAUCAGAGCAGCCUCAGUGUACUCAGGAGUGUUCACACAGGUCUUUAAAGAGGAGAGAGGGCUGUACCAGGACAAGGUGUUUUGCUUUGUCCAUCUGAGUGUUCAGGAGUUUCUGGCCGCUCUUCAUGUCCAUCUGACAUUCAUCAACUCUCGAGUCAAUCUGCUGGAAGAAGGACAAACAUGCCAGACACCUCUUUACCAGAGAGCUGUGGACGAGGCCUUAAAGAGUCCAAAUGGACACCUGGACUUGUUCCUGCGCUUCCUCCUGGGUCUUUCACUGCAGACCAAUCAGACUCUCCUACGAGUUCUGCUGACACAGACAGGAAGUAACUCACAGACCAAUCAGAAAACAGUUGAGUACAUCAAGAAGAAGAUCAGUGAGAAUGUGUCUGCAGAGAGAAGCAUCAAUCUGUUCCACUGUCUGAAUGAACUGAAUGACCAUUCUCUAGUGGAGCAGAUCCAACGGUCCCUGAGAUCAGGAAUUCUCUCCAGAAAGAAAAUGUCUCCUGCUCAGUGGUCAGCUCUGGUCUUCAUCUUACUGUCAUCAAAAAAAUAUCUGGACGUGUUUGACUUGAAGAAAUACUCUGCCUCAGAGGAGGCUCUUCUGAGGCUGCUGCCAGUGGUCAACGCCUCCAACAAAGCUCUGUUGAAUGACUGUAACCUCUCAGAGAGAAGCUGUGCAGCUCUGUCCUCAGUUCUCAGCUCCCAGUCCUCUAGUCUGAGAGAUCUGGACCUGAGUAACAACAACCUGCAGGAUUCAGGAGUGAAGCAGCUUUCUGCUGGACUGGAGAGUCCACACUGUGGACUGGAAACUCUCAGGUUGACUGACUGUAACCUCUCAGAGAGAAGCUGUGCAGCUCUGUCCUCAGUUCUCAGCUCCCAGUCCUCUAGUCUGAGAGAUCUGGACCUGAAUAACAACAACCUGCAGGAUUCAGGAGUGAAGCAGCUUUCUGCUGGACUGGAGAGUCCACACUGUGGACUGGAAACUCUCAGUCUGUCAGGAUGUCUGAUCACAGAGGAAGGCUGUGCUUCUCUGGCCUCAGCUCUGAGCUCCAACCCCUCCCAUCUGAGAGAGCUGGACCUGAGAUACAAUCAUCCAGGAGACUCAGGAGAGAAGAUCCUGUCUGCUGGACUGAAGGAUCCACACUGGAGACUGGACACUCUCAGGAUGGACCAUGGUGGACUGCAGAGACUGAAACCUGGUCUGAGGAAGUAUGCCUGUGAACUGGAACUGGAUCCAAACACAAUGAACAGAAAACUCAAACUGUCUGAUAACAACAGGAAGGUGAGACGUGUGGAGAAGGAUCAGCCAUAUCCUGAUCAUCCAGAAAGAUUUGAUGACUAUCUUCAGCUGCUGUGUAGAAAUGAUCUGACUGGUCACUGUUACUGGGAGGUCGAGUGGAGAGGAACAGUUUUUAUAUCAGUGAGUUACAGAAGAAUCAGCAGGAAAGGAAACAGUUAUGACUGUUGGUUUGGAUGUAAUGAUCAGUCCUGGAGUCUGAGAUGCUCUGAUGAGGGUCGUUACUAUGUCUGGCACAAUAAGAGAGAAACACUCAUCUCCUCCUCCUCCUCCUCCUCCUCCUCCUCCUCCUCCUCCUCCUCUGUCUCUAACAGAAUAGCAGUGUAUGUGGACUAUCCUGCUGGCACUCUGUCCUUCUACAGAGUCUCCUCUGACACACUGAUCCACCUCCACACCUUCAACACCACAUUCACUGAACCUCUGUGUGCUGGGUUUGGGUUCUGGUGGCCUGGUUCCUCAGUCUCUCUGUGUCCUCUGUAGGAGGGAGAGUCUCUCUGUGUCCUCUGUAGGAGGGAGAGUCUCUCUGUGUCUCUGUAGGAGGGAGAGUCUCUCUGUGUCCUCUGUAGGAGGGAGAGUCUCUCUGUGUCCUCUGUAGGAGGGAGAGUCUCUCUGUGUCUCUGUAGGAGGGAGAGUCUCUCUGUGUCCUCUGUAGGAGGGAGAGUCUCUCUGUGUCUCUGUAGGAGGGAGAGUCUCUCUGUGUCCUCUGUAGGAGGGAGAGUCUCUCUGUGUCCUCUGUAGGAGGGAGAGUCUCUCAGACAGAAACUCUGCUGAGUGAAGAUCAGCUGUUGGAAUCAAACAUCACACACACUCUGCACUGUGAAGCAGAUCUGUCUCAGACUCAAACACUCAGUUAUUUUUCCUUCUACAUGAUUCAUUGAUUAGUGUCAGUUGACUCUGCUGUUGUUACUGUCAGGAUCCAAUGAGCAGCAUGCAGCUCUAUUCAUGUUUCAAUCCAAUAACAUCUCUCACUGUGUUUUUGUGCUUCUCACAUGUAUUUUAUCUCUGCAUCAUCAAUAAAAACUAUUGAUGGUAUUAUUGUUGAACGCAUCCUCACUUUACUGACACAAAAAGCAGUGUGUAGUCGGCUCACAUUUCAGAUGUCUAUGAGUUGUUAACAGCUCCG
This is a messenger RNA of Scomber scombrus (Atlantic mackerel), 4071 nucleotides long. Its product is annotated as NLR family CARD domain-containing protein 3-like. The record is from RefSeq and is a predicted model, not a curated record. The transcript has 10 exons. NCBI's taxonomy places the organism in Eukaryota, Metazoa, Chordata, Actinopteri, Scombriformes, Scombridae. The coding region runs from base 15 to 3428 and encodes 1137 amino acids. Gene Ontology annotation, molecular function: protein binding.